AGCGCUGUCCGCACGAACGCAAGAUGGCUGCCAAUUUAUGUGAACGCAAGGACAGACAGAAAAGUGAUAUCCGUUUGUGAUAUUUCGUUUAUAUUUGUGAUAAUAACUUUUUACAUAUUAUCUUAUGUUUGUGUAUGUGCUUAUUAUAAGUUGAAGUGCAAUAUGUUAUGAGUUUUGUGUGGUCAUAAAGUCGUUUGUGGAAUCCUAUUUCGGAUGUUAAUACAAAAAUAAUCGUUGGAAUUGUGAUUAUUUAUGCAGUGAUACAACUAUACGGAUCGUUAUGACGCUUGUUGUUGGAUGAUAACUGUUGUUAACCUGAGGCAUGGAGAAGGCCAAGGCUUACAUAAAGAGCUCGCUGAGCGCGAAGCCGGCGUCGCCGUCGCCGUCGCGCGAGAAGCCGUCGGCGGCGGGCGCGCACGACGACGCGCGCAUGUGCUUCGUGUGCGGCGGCGGCGGCUUCAGCGACCACUACACCGUCAGAGUGAAGCCUGAUCCACAGAGCUCGGAGCCAUACUUCCCGUUCCUGGGUGCGCACGCGCCGCCGACCGGGUACCGAGCCGACGGCGACGAGGACGGCACCGUACGCUGCUGUUGCGUGUGCUACACGUUCCUGCGGCAGCAGUGGGAGCAGUACGACAGGGAGAACAAGCCGCACAACCAACGCUUCUACUGGAUGAAGAGGCUCGACGGGAAACCUUUCAUCGGUGCAGACAUGACGUUCCAGGGCGAGUACGCGGCGCAAGUGUUCGGUCUGUCGUCGGAGGCGCCGGCGCGGGACGAGCCGCCCGCGGCGUCCCCGCGGCCCACCUCGCGCGCGCCCUACACCGGCGACCCGGCGCCGCCCGCUUCCUCGCCAUACCGGAAGGACGACAAGGACACCAAUCACGUCAACAAGUUUGUCAAUCAGCGGUACGGCGUGUCCGGGGCGGGCGGCGCGGGCGGCGGCGAGGAGGAGGGCGUGCUGGACCUGCGCGCGCGCGACCCCUCCGUCAUCUCCGUGGGCUCGCAGCACUCCGGCGCCUCCGAGCCCGCCGGGUACCUCGACGCUGUCAGAUCAACGGUGUCGGUGUACUCGGGCAACUCUAACUCAAGUUCCGACCGCGACAUCCUGGACCUGUCGAUGCCGGACAAGAACUCGAUGACGGAGGUGUGCUACGUGUGCGGCGACGAGUACAAGCGCGGCACGCUCUACAACCUGCACACCAAGGAGCCCAAGGAUAAGUCGGUCAGUACUACAGCAUGUCUUACGGUCGACAUCCUGGACCUGUCGAUGCCGGACAAGAACUCGAUGACGGAGGUGUGCUACGUGUGCGGCGACGAGUACAAGCGCGGCACGCUCUACAACCUGCACACCAAGGAGCCCAAGGAUAAGUCGGUCAGUACUACAGCAUGUCUUACGGUCGACAUCCUGGACCUGUCGAUGCCGGACAAGAACUCGAUGACGGAGGUGUGCUACGUGUGCGGCGACGAGUACAAGCGCGGCACGCUCUACAACCUGCACACCAAGGAGCCCAAGGAUAAGUCGGUCAGUACUACAGCAUGUCUUACGGUCGACAUCCUGGACCUGUCGAUGCCGGACAAGAACUCGAUGACGGAGGUGUGCUACGUGUGCGGCGACGAGUACAAGCGCGGCACGCUCUACAACCUGCACACCAAGGAGCCCAAGGAUAAGUCGGUCAGUACUACAGCAUGUCUUACGGUCGACAUCCUGGACCUGUCGAUGCCGGACAAGAACUCGAUGACGGAGGUGUGCUACGUGUGCGGCGACGAGUACAAGCGCGGCACGCUCUACAACCUGCACACCAAGGAGCCCAAGGAUAAGUCGGUCAGUACUACAGCAUGUCUUACGGUCGACAUCCUGGACCUGUCGAUGCCGGACAAGAACUCGAUGACGGAGGUGUGCUACGUGUGCGGCGACGAGUACAAGCGCGGCACGCUCUACAACCUGCACACCAAGGAGCCCAAGGAUAAGUCGGUCAGUACUACAGCAUGUCUUACGGUCGACAUCCUGGACCUGUCGAUGCCGGACAAGAACUCGAUGACGGAGGUGUGCUACGUGUGCGGCGACGAGUACAAGCGCGGCACGCUCUACAACCUGCACACCAAGGAGCCCAAGGAUAAGUCGACGAAGCAGCCGUACUUCCCUAUCUUCGGCGAGCAGCACCCGCGGCCGCCGCGCUCGCGGCCGAAGGACGCGCAGGGCACCGUGCGCGCCUGCGCCGCCUGCCACCACCACCUGCUGCACCAGUGGAACGCGUACCAGAUGCGCGGCGUGCCGUCCAACGAGCGCGUGUACACGCUGCGCACGCGGCCGCCGUCGCUGCUGCCGCCGUCGCCGCUGAGCCUGGCCAGCUCCGGCGACAAGUCCCUCGCGGCGCACACGUCGCCGUCGCUGGAGCGGCUGGAGCGGCUGGAGCGCCCGUCGAGCCAGCCGCCCGCGCCCGCCACCGCCACCUUCGUGUGCUACGUGUGCGGCGUCAGCGCGGCCAGCUCGCAGCUCCGGCUCGUCUACUGCUGCCCCAAUCCCGAACGGGAGCCUUAUUACCCGUUCAUUACCACGUUGAAGCCACAUAUCGACGCCAGCCCAAUUAGUCCACAGGGCAUGGUGCAGAUAUGCGCCGCGUGCUACAAGAGCAUCCCGCACAAGUACCCCGCGUACGGCGAGAACGGCGAACCCAACGCCCACCACAACAACUCACAUACCAACAAUAUUAGGUUUAAGCCAUACGAUAUAAAAUCAAGUUCGAGUCAGUCCAAGAGGCCGCCAAAUGCGCUAUCGAGCAGUCCUCACGGGCAGGCGGCGUCCGGCGAGAACGGCAUGGGACUGUACAGGUACAACUGCGCACCAUCGUCGCGGCUGGGGUGCUACGUGUGCGCGGGGCUGUUCCCGCAGCAGUCGAUGGAGUGGCUGUCGACGUCGGCGGAGUACAUGAACUCGCACGCGAUGCACUUCCCGUGCCUGGCGGGCGGCGGCGGCGGUGGUGCGGGCGGCGCGGGCGGCGCGGGCGCGGCGCGCGGCGGGCGCGUGCUGGCGUGCUCGCGCUGCGUGCGGCACCUGGCGCGCCAGUGGGAGCUCAUGGACGCCGAGCGCGUGCCGCUCGAGCACCGCAGAUAUAACAUUCCGUCGCCGCUGCCGUCCAACUCGUCGAUGAACGGCGAGCGCGUCAUCCCCACGCCGCCCUCCACCACCUCCGACAGGACCGUCGCCAGCAAUAGCGCGUGCACGUCGAUCUACUGCUUCCUGUGCGGGCUGCACUCCGACCUGACGCUGGCGCGCGUGCUGUACGGACAGCCGCAGGGCAACGCGCCCUACUUCCCCUGUCUGCUCACGCACCAGAGUCAUCCAAACGCAGAGCAGUUGCGUGAGAACGGCUCAGCUCUAGUCUGCACAUUCUGCUACCACUCAUUAUUAAGCCAAUGGAGGAGGUACGAGGCGGCGGGCGGCUGCCCGGCGGAGCGGCGGCUGUACAACACGCACGACUACCACUGCCACCUCUGCGGCAUCAAGACCUACCGCAAGCGCGUCCGCGCGCUGCCGCUCAAGGAAUUCCCAUUUUUAGUGCAAAGGCGGACUGAAAAUUCUUUACUAUUAGAGAACGGCGACUAUGCCGUCGUUUGUUUAGACUGCUAUGAGAGUUUAAGGACGCAGGCGCAGGACUACGAGCGGCGCGGCGUGCCCGUCGACAAGCGCGAGUACAACUGGCUGCAGCAGCCGCCGCCGCCCGAGGACAGCGCCGACGUCACCAUCGCCAGGCUGCCCUCCGGCGACCGCUCCGACAAGCUGAUCCCGCAGUCGCUGGUGCUGCAGCGCGGCUCGUCGAAGCGCAACAGCCCGAAGCAGCCCGCGCACGCGCCCGCGCCCGCGCCCGCGCUCGCCGACCGUCGCCUCGCCGCCGCCAAACUCGACAAGACUGGCGACCAAGGCGUGUCGGCGAGUAAGUUGGGCAAGCGGCCCGAACUGGCGCCCAACAAGGGCGGCCCGUUCGCGGCCGCGCUGCGCUCGCUCGCCAAGAACGCCGGGCCCGACGGCAAGGACGGAGCAGCGGGCGCGACCGGAGACCGCGAGCCGAGCAAGGACAAGCCGCAGCCGCCGCCCGCCAAGCGCGCCUCGCCACACCACCUGCCUGCCAGCGGAUUCCAGCCGUAUCGGCCUGAUGACAGACUGUCGCAUCCGGCGGCGGCGUCGUUCCCGCUACUGGAGCCCGCCGCGUACGCACCCUACGCGCACCCAAGCCUCUACUCAAGCGCAGCGCUACAGUACAGGUUGGCUGCUGAGGAGCAAAUGUACCUGGAGCGGGUGUUCCGCAGCGGCGUGGGCGUGGGCUGGCUGCCGCCGUAUGCGCUGUACCCGCCGCUAGCGCCGCCGCUGCCGCUCGUGCCGCACGCGCCGCACGCGCCGCACGCACCGCACGCGCCGCACGCGCCCCACGCGCCGCACGCGCUGCACGACGAGCGCGAGAAGGAGAUCGCGCUGCAGCGGGAGCGGGAGCGCGAGCGGGAGCGGGAGAGGGAACGGGAGAGAGAGCGGGAACGGGAGCGCGAACAACGCGAGAAAGAGCAGCGCGAGCGCGAGCGUGAGCGCGCGCAGCGGGAGAAGGAGUCCCGCGCGCGCGAGGCGAUGCGCGAGGAGCAGCGCGCGCUCGCCGCGCUGCACUCGCAUGCGCACGCGCACGCGCACCACGCGCACUCCGCGCACGCGGCGCACCUGCUGCCGCCGCCCGUGUACGCUCUGCCGCGCCCGCUGCUGCUGCCGCCGCCGCUCUACCGCCCCUACCGCUCCUACCCCGCGCCCUACGAGCCGCGCGCACACCCCACGCCGCCGCCGCCCGACGAGUCGAGUGAGAAAAAAGACAUGAGUUAA
This is a messenger RNA of Manduca sexta (tobacco hornworm), 4861 nucleotides long. RefSeq lists its product as uncharacterized. Lineage: Eukaryota; Metazoa; Arthropoda; Insecta; Lepidoptera; Sphingidae. The record is from RefSeq and is a predicted model, not a curated record. The coding region runs from base 323 to 4861 and encodes 1512 amino acids. The transcript is spliced from 24 exons.